AUCGCGCUCUCCAGAUCGAUUCCCCCAACAUAUUAGGGCUCACGCCUCCCAAAGUCAAAACAGCCCAGCCCGAACAAGCAUUUCCUCGAACACUUCGCCCUCCACCACCAUGGCCGCCGCCGCCUCCACCCUCGCCUCCCUCUCCGCCACCGCGGCCGCGGCCGCCGGCAAGCGCCUCCUCCUCUCCUCCCCCUCCCGCUCCCUCUCCCUCUCCCUCGCCUCCCGCGGCCGCAUCGCCGUCAUGCCCCACCUCCGCGCUGGCAUCCUCUCCGCCGCACCGAGGAGGGCGGUGUCGGCCUCGGCCCCGGCCGCGGCCACCAUCGCGGUCGGGGACAAGCUCCCCGACGCGACGCUCUCCUACUUCGACUCGCCCGACGGGGAGCUGAAGACGGUGACCGUGCGCGACCUCACCGCCGGGAAGAAGGUGGUCCUCUUCGCGGUCCCCGGCGCGUUCACCCCGACCUGCACGCAGAAGCACGUCCCGGGGUUCGUCGCCAAGGCCGGGGAGCUCCGCGCCAAGGGGGUCGACGCCGUGGCCUGCGUCUCCGUCAACGACGCGUUCGUGAUGCGGGCGUGGAAGGAGAGCCUCGGCGUCGGCGACGAGGUGCUCCUCCUCUCCGACGGCAACGGCGAGCUCGCCCGCGCCAUGGGCGUCGAGCUCGACCUCUCCGACAAGCCCGCCGGCCUCGGCGUGCGGUCCCGCCGCUACGCGCUCCUGGCGGAGGACGGCGUCGUCAAGGUGCUCAACCUCGAGGAGGGCGGCGCCUUCACCACCAGCAGCGCCGAGGAGAUGCUCAAGGCGCUCUGAAGCGUGAACAACUCAAGCCAUCCUCCACUUUUCAUCUCAAAUCUCCAUAGCUCGGUUCGUUGCCUACUUCUCUCAAGUGUUCGCUUCUUUUCCUGAAUAAUAAAUCAUGGCAACAAUGGUGGACCGUGCAGAGUAGUGUUGUCGUUUUGAUGUGUGAAGCUUCUAUAGCGAACAUAGUGUGCAAUUUUUAGGUAACAUAUAUGAGUCUUGGCCUUGCACUGUUUGUCAGGUAGUAACAACUUGGCACAGCUAUAGACUGUAGUAACAGAGUUCCUUUCAUGUUGAAUGGUGAGGCUGUGAUGUGUUCUAGAGCUGAAUAAACGUGCUCUGGUAAAUACUGUCACCAGAUCAGACUAUGGAGUAGUAGUAAGAUUUUGCUUGGUUAAUUGGGCAAUGGCUAUUUUUCAGGAUCGUUCAGUUGAGAUAAACAUGUUUUGCUGUUCAGAUGAGUUCGAAAUGCCGUUGUUUGUUCUUUUUU
Oryza sativa Japonica Group (Japanese rice) is the source of this 1286-nucleotide messenger RNA. The record is from RefSeq and is a predicted model, not a curated record. Lineage: Eukaryota; Viridiplantae; Streptophyta; Magnoliopsida; Poales; Poaceae.